Penicillium canariense is the source of this 855-nucleotide messenger RNA. RefSeq lists its product as uncharacterized. Lineage: Eukaryota; Fungi; Ascomycota; Eurotiomycetes; Eurotiales; Aspergillaceae. The transcript is spliced from 2 exons. Bases 1 to 855 code for a protein of 284 amino acids. The record is from RefSeq and is a predicted model, not a curated record. Gene Ontology annotation, cellular component: cytoplasm; nucleus.
AUGAGGUUUCUAUGCCUGCAUGGAGCUAGCACCAGCGGGGCCAUCUUCCGCGCGCAGACCGCGGCCUUUCGCGACAAAUUGGGGCCAGGCCACUUGUUUGACUUUGUCGAUGCGCCCCAUGCCUGCCCCGCCGGGCCCGGAAUCGCGGCCUUUUUCCCAGAGCCCUACUACUCCUUCUGGCGCUCCACUGAUGCCGCCGAGGUGGCACAGACGCACCACUGGCUGCUCGAGCGCCUGCGUCAGCCGGAGCCAUACGAUGCCCUGCUAUGCUUCUCGCAGGGAUGUGCGGUCGCCGCCUCGCUGAUCGUCGCGCAUCAGAACGAGACGCCCGAGCUGGCCCUGCCCUUCCGCGCGGUCAUUUUCAUCUGCGGCGGUCCGCCUCUUCCCAUCCUCGCCGAUUGGGGGCUGCCCAUUCCGCGAGCAGCCUGGGAAGUUCACGAGCGCACCGCACGCGAGCUGUGGGAGCAGGCGACCGCCAAGCAGGCCCAACUGCUCGCUCGCCGGGCGAAGGCACAAUCAUCAUUCUCGUCCUCGGCCGGGGAAGCUGGGCGGCUGGAGAGCGACCGGGAUGACCCGUGGACCCUGCCGGCCAUCAACCCCUGCGAUGCGUUCGGGCUGGACCUGACCCGCUUCCCGGAAAGCUGCCGGCUGCAUCUGCCCACGGUCCACAUUUACGGCCGCCAGGACCCUCGCUGUCCGAGUGCCUGGCAGUUGGCCCUGUUGUCCGACCCCACAGACCGGUUGGUUUACGAUCACGGUGGCGCCCACGAGAUCCCCCGAACCACCCGUGUGUCCGAGGCCAUUGCAGGCGCCGUGGCGUGGCUGGACGAUCGUCUCGCUCGUCGCAGCGGAUGA